Syngnathus typhle (broad-nosed pipefish) is the source of this 4235-nucleotide messenger RNA. RefSeq names its product NADH-ubiquinone oxidoreductase chain 1-like. The record is from RefSeq and is a predicted model, not a curated record. NCBI's taxonomy places the organism in Eukaryota, Metazoa, Chordata, Actinopteri, Syngnathiformes, Syngnathidae. Gene Ontology annotation, biological process: aerobic respiration. Gene Ontology annotation, molecular function: NADH dehydrogenase activity. The transcript has a single exon. Gene Ontology annotation, cellular component: membrane.
AUGACCCCAAUGCUUUUUACACAUAUUAUUAACCCCUUAGCCUUCAUUGUACCUGUCCUCCUAGCGGUUGCAUUUCUCACUCUUAUUGAGCGUAAAGUCUUAGGGUAUAUACAACUUCGUAAGGGCCCAAACAUCGUAGGACCCUACGGCUUACUUCAGCCAAUUGCUGACGGUGUAAAGCUAUUUAUUAAAGAGCCCGUACGCCCCUCUACAGCUUCGCCCAUUAUGUUUCUAGUUGCACCCAUGCUUGCUCUAACCCUAGCCCUGACGCUUUGAGCCCCCCUUCCUUUACCACAUCCUGUUGUAGAUGUUAACCUGAGUAUCCUAUUUAUUCUAGCACUCUCCAGUCUUGCUGUAUACUCAAUUCUUGGCUCCGGGUGAGCAUCAAACUCAAAAUAUGCUCUAAUUGGGGCUCUACGAGCAGUUGCCCAAACCAUCUCCUACGAAGUUAGCUUAGGCUUAAUCUUAUUAGCAUCGAUCGUGUUUACCGGCAACUUCACCCUACAAGCAUUUGGAAUUACACAAGAAGCUGUAUGACUAAUUAUUCCCGCCUGACCCCUGGCAGCAAUAUGAUACAUUUCAACCCUUGCCGAAACUAACCGAGCACCCUUUGACCUCACAGAAGGUGAGUCCGAAUUAGUCUCCGGCUUUAACGUAGAAUAUGCAGGAGGGCCCUUUGCCUUAUUCUUUCUAGCGGAAUAUGCUAAUAUUCUUCUCAUGAAUACCUUAUCUGCCACCCUUUUUUUAGGAGCAUCCCAUAUCCCAUCCCUCUCCCAAGUAACAACAAUAAGCCUAAUAAUUAAAGCAACCCUCUUAUCUGUCUUGUUCUUAUGAGUGCGAGCCUCAUACCCUCGGUUCCGAUAUGACCAGCUUAUGCACCUCAUCUGAAAAAACUUUUUACCCCUAACUCUGUCCUUAGUUAUUUGGCAUCUAUCCCUCCCCAUCGCACUUGCCGGCCUCCCCCCGCAAAUAUAGAGAAAUCGUGCCUGAAUUAAAGGGCCACUUUGAUAGAGUGAAUUAUGGGGGUUAAAAUCCCCCCGACUUCUUAGAAAGAAGGGGCUCGAACCCUGCUGAAGAGAUCAAAACUCUUUGUGCUUCCAUUACACCACUUCCUAAAGUAAAGUCAGCUAAAUAAGCUUUUGGGCCCAUACCCCAAAAAUGCAGGUUAAAACCCUUCCUUUACUAAUGAACCCUUAUAUUCUCCCCAUUUUCUUGUUUGGCCUUGGGCUCGGAACCACUAUCACAUUUAUAAGCUCACACUGGUUACUAGCCUGAAUAGGCCUCGAAAUCAAUACACUCGCUAUCAUUCCACUAAUAGCCCAACAUCACCACCCCCGGUCAGUUGAAGCCUCUACCAAAUAUUUUCUUACUCAAGCAACUGCAGCAGCUAUAAUCCUCUUUGCCAGCUCAAUAAAUGCUUGAAUAACAGGCCAAUGAAACAUCAGUGACCUUUCGCACCCCUUCCCCCUCACCAUCAUUACCCUUGCCCUGGCCCUCAAAUUAGGCCUGGCCCCCCUCCAUACAUGACUCCCUGAAGUUCUCCAAGGUCUUGAUUUAACCACCGGAUUAAUUAUGUCCACUUGACAGAAACUAGCCCCCUUCGCCUUGUUUGUUCAGCUAACCUCACAACACACAAUUAUUAUUUCCACCCUAGCGAUCCUCUCCACCCUUGUCGGUGGAUGAGGGGGCUUAAACCAGACCCAAAUCCGCAAAAUCUUGGCCUACUCAUCUAUUGCCCAUCUGGGGUGAAUAACCUUGGUAAUUCAAUAUUCCCCCUCUUUGACCCUACUUGCCCUACUAACUUAUAUUCUAAUAACAUUAGCCGCCUUCAACUUACUUAAGUUUAAUACGACCACAUCUAUUAACUCCCUGACAAACUCAUGAUUUAAAUCACCUGUUCUAACUGCCUUUACCCCCCUGAUCAUGCUAUCUUUAGCAGGUCUGCCCCCACUCACAGGUUUUGGCCCCAAAUGAAUAAUCCUAUCAGAGCUGACCAAGCAAGGCCUCGCUCCUCUUGCAACCCUCGCAGCCUUAUCAGCCCUCCUCAGCCUUUACUUCUACCUCCGCCUAUCUUAUGCUAUAACACUCACAUUAUCCCCUAAUACCGCCUCUGCAGUCAACCAAUGGCGAUUCAACUCAACCCAAACUACCCUUCCCCUGAGCCUUUCUACUAUCUUGGCCGUCAUACUUCUUCCUCUUCUCCCAGCAAUUAUAGCACUGGUAAACUAAGGACUUAGGUUAAUAGACCCGGGGCCUUCAAAGCCCCAAGCAGAGGUGAAAACCCUCUAGCCCUUGUAAAGCUUGCAGGGAUUUAACCCACAUCUUCUGCAUGCAAAGCAGACACUUUAAUUAAGCUAAAGCCUUGCUAGAUAGGAAGGCCUCGAUCCUUCACUUUCUUAGUUAACAGCUAAGCGCUCUAACCAGUGAGCAUCUAUCUACUUUCCCCCGCCUUUUAGGGCGGGUAAGGCGGGGGAAAGCCCCGGCCGGCGUUAACCGGCUGCUUAAGAUUUGCAAUCUAAUAUGUUCAACACCUCAGGGCUUGGUACGAAGGGGGCUCAAACCCCUGUAUGUGGGUCUACAAUCCACCGCUUACUCAGCCACCCUACCUGUGACAAUCACGCGCUGAUUUUUCUCAACUAAUCAUAAAGACAUCGGCACCCUAUAUCUAGUAUUUGGUGCAUGAGCCGGGAUAGUGGGUACCGCACUUAGCCUUCUAAUCCGAGCAGAACUUAGUCAACCAGGGGCCCUCUUGGGCGAUGAUCAAAUUUAUAAUGUUAUCGUUACGGCCCAUGCUUUUGUUAUAAUCUUCUUCAUAGUAAUACCUAUUAUGAUUGGAGGCUUCGGCAACUGACUGGUCCCCUUAAUAAUCGGGGCCCCAGAUAUAGCAUUUCCCCGAAUGAACAACAUGAGUUUCUGACUGCUUCCUCCCUCCUUCCUACUCCUCCUUGCCUCCUCAGGGGUAGAAGCGGGCGCAGGUACAGGGUGAACUGUUUACCCUCCCCUUUCCGGUAACUUAGCUCAUCAAGGGGCUUCCGUUGAUCUCACAAUUUUUUCUUUACACCUAGCCGGUGUUUCCUCAAUCCUAGGAGCCAUCAACUUUAUUACCACCAUCAUCAAUAUAAAACCUCCCUCAAUCUCCCAGUACCAAACACCCUUAUUUGUCUGAGCUGUAUUAAUCACUGCCGUCCUACUUCUUCUCUCCCUGCCCGUCCUGGCAGCCGGCAUCACCAUGCUUUUAACUGACUGAAAUCUAAACACAACUUUCUUUGACCCUGCGGGAGGUGGAGACCCCAUCCUCUACCAACACCUUUUCUGAUUCUUCGGUCACCCCGAAGUCUAUAUCCUAAUUCUACCUGGCUUUGGCAUGAUCUCCCAUAUUGUGGCCUAUUACUCAGGGAAAAAAGAACCUUUCGGCCACAUAGGAAUAGUGUGAGCCAUAAUGGCCAUUGGCUUAUUAGGAUUUAUUGUGUGAGCUCAUCACAUGUUUACAGUGGGAAUAGAUGUGGACACACGCGCAUAUUUUACCUCAGCUACCAUAAUUAUCGCCAUUCCUACAGGUAUUAAAGUUUUCAGCUGACUAGCUACCCUUCACGGAGGCAUUAUUAAAUGAGAAACCCCUCUACUCUGGGCCCUAGGCUUUAUCUUCCUAUUUACAGUAGGCGGUUUAACCGGGAUUGUGUUAGCCAACUCUUCACUUGAUAUUGUAUUACAUGACACUUACUACGUAGUCGGCCAUUUCCACUACGUCUUAUCCAUAGGCGCUGUCUUUGCUAUUAUAGCAGGGUUCGUUCACUGGUUCCCCUUAUUUACUGGUUACACACUCCACGACACCUGAACAAAAAUCCACUUUGGGGUGAUGUUUACAGGUGUUAACCUAACCUUUUUCCCCCAGCAUUUCUUAGGCCUCGCCGGAAUGCCCCGUCGAUAUUCCGACUACCCAGAUGCAUAUACACUCUGAAAUAGUGUCUCCUCCAUCGGAUCAUUAGUCUCUUUAAUUGCUGUUAUUAUAUUCCUAUUCAUUAUCUGAGAAGCAUUUGCUGCCAAACGAGAGGUACUCUCCGUAGAAAUGACCUCGACGAAUGUCGAAUGACUCCACGGGUCACCGCCUCCCUACCACACUUUCGAGCAACCUGCUUUCGUUCAAGUUCGGCAUAAUUAACGAGAAAGGAGGGAAUUGAACCCCCUUAGAAUGGUUUCAAGCCACUCACAUAACCUAUCUGCCACUUUCUUAAUAA